AUGGCCCUCUCCGAUGCAAAGUACAAGUUCCUGUUCGUCAACGUCGGUGCAGAAGGAGGUGCUUGGGAUGGAAGAACCUGGCAGAAGUGCAACCUGGCCAGGGUCAUCACAAGCAACCGAGCAGGACUCCUACAAGACAGAAAUCUGCCCAACGACGAUGAACCCAUCCCCUUCCACAUAGUCGCCGACGAUCCCUUCGCUCUCAAUCCGUGGUUGAUGAAGCCCUACUCCCACCAAUCACAAGAUCCCACCAAACGAAUAUUCAGCUACAGAUUAUCUCGCGCUCGUCGUGUGGUGGAAAACUCAUUCGGCCUGCUGCAGAUGAGAAGGCGAGUCUUCGGGACAACGAUGCAACAUGAUGUACAGGUGUGCAAGAAGAUAACUAUGUGGGCAUGUGUCAUGCACAACCUGGCACUGCAACGCUACCCACUUGGUGGCACCGACGUCGACUAA
This is a messenger RNA of Macrobrachium nipponense, 453 nucleotides long. RefSeq lists its product as uncharacterized. The coding region runs from base 1 to 453 and encodes 150 amino acids. The transcript has a single exon. NCBI's taxonomy places the organism in Eukaryota, Metazoa, Arthropoda, Malacostraca, Decapoda, Palaemonidae. The record is from RefSeq and is a predicted model, not a curated record.